AUGGGGAAAAACAAAUUGGAGGAAAGACACAGAGCCCUGAAGGAUGUGAACAUAGAGAACAUAUUUAAGUAUGUGGUCCGCUGCGGGAUCGGAGGAAGGAAGAAAACGGCGCUGAUUUUUUACCUUUGUAACUCCCUGGAGGAGAGGCACUUGGAACGCAACAACGUGCUGGUGCUGUACCUGAGUCUGCUUCCAUCCUUCGAAGAUCACCUCGGGGAAGUAUUCCAAAGAAGAGCAUCCGCAGGGAGGAUACAACAAAAGGGGCACCCACAUGAGGAGGAAUCCGAAUUGCAGUUGGGUCUCAAAUUGAGCAAACUAAAUCUGCUGUUUAGCUACAUCAUCACUCAUGUUACCUAUUUCGUGUCACUCAGUAGGAAACAAAAAGAGGACACCUCCCUUCAGCUAUUCGUUCAACAUAUACACAUACGUACAUUUUUGACGCUACAAAAAUUUGUAUUCCAAAAAAAAAAAAGUCAACUCGAAAAAUUAAUAACUCUCAAUCAUUUGAAAAUAUUAUUAACAUUCUUAAUUAAUAUUUACAAGUACAAAAUUUAUGAAGUUUUAAAUGAAGAAAAAUUGUACAUUAUUUCGAAGUUUAUUUUUUUAAUUUUUUUUUUUUUUUGUCAUAUAAGAGAGAACUCCAUGACGGAAAAAUUGUUUAUUUGUUUUUACGAUUAUGUGUACCAUGUGUAUGAGAUUUUUAUCAGGAUAUAUUUAUAUCACCUGGGGAGGAAGGACAAUGGUUCCAAUACGUUGUUGAUGUAUUACCAAAAUAUGGUUAGCUUUGUGUGUGACUAUAUGAGUAAGCUCAAAAUUUUGAAACACGUUGAGAGGUACAUUUUGAAUAAUGGGAAGAGCCCCUUUUGCAGUGUUACCCUCCUCAAUGUGGUGAAGAACACCGUUGAGCGGCACUUGCUGUGCUCGCAGGGGGAAGAAGCUCCUUUGAUGAGGUUGAAGAGGAGAGAGGUGUCUCAGCCGAGUCCACAUGAGGGGAGUACUCCCUUAACGGAUCAACAAAAUGGAAAGGAUGACUGCAUCCUCCUCAUGCAAAGCAAAACGGUCAGCCAAUUCGUAUUUUUGAAGCUACUCCGAUUGGUGGAAAUCUUAUUAGUGAAGAAGGACAGAAUAUAUUUAACCGUCUAUUUGCACGAGACGAUCGGGAGGGUGACCAAAUCGACGAUGAAAAAAGUUUUCCUCAUUGUUAACGGAGGUGAUGAGAGGAAGAACAAUAACACGAUGAUGAUGAUGAUGACAUACAACCGGGUGUUCUACCUCUACGAGUACUACUGUAACACCCUUUUUUAUAUAAUAAACCGAAGUGAUAAGAAAAAAAUGCGAGAGAGAAGGGGAGAGCUCAGCACCUCAUCCACUACAAAUACGGCCUACGUAUACCUACUCAGCAGCUGCAUUUUUAACCUGUACGAAAUAUAUCAAAUGAUAAUCCACCUUCUGCAUGUAACCCCAAAUGAGGUACGAACCAUUUUGGGAUAUAAUAAAUUUUCCCUCGUUAAUAAAAUGCUACGUAUCCACAUUGGAGAAAUGGAAAUAACUCGAAUUUUAAAUAUUUCCAUAUUCUUCUUUGACGUGGUGUUGAAAAAUUUGAUGAGGACUCCAUCGGUGGGACACUACGCCUUCCCCAUUUUGAAGUGCCUCCUUUGGAAUGAUAAGAGGUUAAGUAAAUUUUUUCAAACAGUUGUGGGGACAUAUGCUGGGAAGAUAGACGGAUGUGCCAUCAUCGGGUGGCAGCAGAAUAGUGUUCCUCGUGCGAAUUGUUUGGAGGGGGCAGAUCGAACCAAGCAGAAUGAGGAGGAUCCCCAACCUGGAUAUGAUCACAGUGAUGUUUUAGUACCUCACGGGGACCGUGGCUUAAGGAGAUCUCCCCUGAGCAGUGCCAAUUUGGUUGUAAACGAAAAGAACAGCUUUGUCCUCCUGGUGAAUAGCUACGUGAAGUUGAAUUGGGCCCAUUUGGGGGGAGAAGCACACAUUGGGGGGUUGUCAUCGGGGAGCACAAGCGACGUGGCGGAUGGUGCAGAGGUGAGGGAUGAAUUGGGUCGGCUAAAGCGAACCAGUAGGAGCAGUACCAAUAGGAGUAGCACCAAUAGGAGUAGCACCAAUAGGAGCAACACCAAUAGGAGUAGCACCAAUAGGAGCAACACCAAUAGGAGCAACACCAAUAGGAGCAGCACCAACAGGAGCAGCACCAACAGGAGCAGCACCAACAGGAGCAGCACCAACAGGAGCAGCACUUACGGAUGCCUCCCCAGCAGGGAACACCCCCGCUGCAGCCGCGGAGCCGCCAAAGGAAGGGAAGAAAUUUACACCAAGGCGUACUUCCCGUUGCUGAUGAAGCACCUGCUGUCCCAACUAAUAAAAAGAAAAAAAAAGAACAAGGUCCAAGAUGAUGUGGAGAGCAACUGUAACAACUACCUAGGAAUAUACAUUAACAAACUGCACUACUACUGCAACAAUAUUUUUACGUAUAAGCCCAUUUUUAAGCAUAACUUCAGCUCAUUUGUGAGGAGUCAUAUGGCGAAAAAGAAGAGGCACCUGAUUGAGAACGUGACAUUCUUUAAUCGAAUGUUUAGCUUGUAUAGUAGCAAAAAAAAGGCAGUGAAAAAAAAUUUUUACUUCACAAAUAAAACCUUUGUCAUUUCGAGUAUAGAAAAGAAGCACAGUUACUCCAAUUACACCCUCCUGAGAAAAAUCUUAAAUUACAAGAUCCCCUACUUUGAUAAUGAGCAUUAUUAUUUGAGCGUUUUAUUUAAUUUAAAAUUUUUGCACAACCUGAAUGACUAUAUUAAUGAGUACUUUUUGCUGAAGAAGGAACAGCUAAAUAGGAAAGUCAUUUUUAAUAUCAGCUUGAAUAUAAAGGAGAAAAUAAAGAAGAUGAAGCCUGGACCGAAUGAUCUGUAUGAGCACCCUGUGGAUAAUGUUCCCGUCCGCUCACUGGGCCCCUUUGGACAAACGGACUUAAAAGGACUAAGCAAAAGUGAAAGCAUCGUUAAAGAUUUUCGGGUCAGUAAAGGAUUUAGAUAUAUACGACCCAAGAAAAGAGAAAAAAAAGAAGGAAAUUUGUUACUCCAUUUUUUAUUUAUAAAUUAUAACUACUGUGUUUGCAAGCAAGACGGUGGUGACCACAUGAGUCGCUUCUUCCUCCUCAUUUUGAAAUCGUUCGAGAGUGUAAUGCCGUAUGUACAUAUAUAUAAGUACAUUUCAGCUCUGCUUCUUUUUCUAAUUUCGUUUGUGGAGCGGAAGCCUCUGUCGUACACGGAUGUCCUACGCGUGGGGGGGGGAGCGAGCAUAGCAGGAGGCGUAGCAGGAGGUGGAGCAGGAUGUGGAGCAGGAAGUGGAGCCUCAAACUGCUUAACGAACAUGGCGGAACUCGGUCGAAAGGUGAGGAAAAGCAAUCCCACCCCCCAGUACGGGAGAACCGAUUCUCAGGAGGGACACGAUUCAGGUAAGGCUUCCCCUGUGCGGGGUAACGCAGUGAGCAGAAUUUUGUUGCAAGGAGUGGCAAAGGAGUACGCGCAAGUGGAGGAAGAUGUGAUGAACGAAAUGAAGAGGGUAGGAACCGGGGGGCAUAACCUCCCACCGGGUAAGUACCCCCUACUGCAGCGAGCGAGCAAUCGAAAGGCAGCCCUGAAGAUACUGACGAGCACAAUAUCCCGGUUGAAGACACACCUGUUUAGUAACACCUUCCAUUAUCUGUACCAAGAUGUGAGGAAGUACAAUAAAUAUGUAUCGAUGCUGUCUCUGUACUUUUAUAAACUAUAUUUCACAUUGCUUUAUUACGAAAUUUACCAGAAGGACUACCUUCAUAGGAGUGAAAUAGAUUUAAUCAAAAACAAAAUUGCAGAGAUAACCCCCGUUCUGAGCAUCAGAUAUUUAAACAAGAAUAACAUACAUAAUGUGUGCAAAAUGGAAGUUAUAAAAUCAAUCAAGGAGGAUCGAACGGAGAAUAAUGACAAAGUUGAGGUGAACAGUAGCGAUUUGGACAAGCUGUACGUUAUCAUAAUGCAUUAUAUCGAAAGUAUGAGGAGGAAGGAAUGCAUCCUGUACGCUCUGUACCUACUUAUCGAUAAGGCCAUUUUCAGAAAUAAAUAUAUCCACAAGAAUGUAAAAAAGUUAAUUCAUUUUAAGGUGUAUAUUUUCCUACAGGACAUGAGAGAAUUUCACGAUUAUAGCGUUAUCUUCUCUACCUUUUUUUUGCAAAUGAAUAUAAUGAGUUAUAAUAAGAUAAUCCGGAAUUAUAUUUAUUUCAUAUUUGAUCAGAUCUUCAAAUUGAAAUUCAACAUUUUAUUUGACGGAGAUUUUCUGAUUUGUUUUUUGAAGAACCUCGAGAAGAGCAGCCUGGAUUAUGCAUUUUCCAAGAUGAUCUAUGAAGGAAAAAAAAAAUUUAAAAAUUUUAUCGAUAAGAAGAAGAGCACCAUGAUAAAGAUUAUUUACAAAGUCAAUUUAUACAUUACCAUAAAUUAUCUCCUUUUUUUGAAGAUGCUAAAUUGUUGCAAAUUUUUUCUAAAUUUGUACUCUUUUUUCUACUACGAGUUUUACAUUUUCUUUGUGAACAAGUAUGUCAGGAGGUACCGGGACAGGGAGCAGGACGAUGAGGAGGAGGACGACGAUGAGGACGAUGAGGGGGGCUGUUACUACGAGGGAGUGUUCUCCGAGGUGCGCAGGGUCAAACAAUUGUGUUCCUCGUGCGCGGACCGCGGCGAGCAGGGUGUGCAAGGGGUAGGCGGCCCUUCUAGUGGUUGCGUGAGCGCCCAGGCAAUGGAGCUACUGAAGGAGGGAGACCACCCAGGGGGUUCUUCCGCACGCGGUUCGCCUACACGCGGUUCUCCCACACGCGAUUCUCCCACACGGGGUGCGCCUACACGCGAUUCUCCCGCACACGCGAGGAGCGCCCGCUGGUCGACCGGCAGAAGGAGUUUCCCGAAGAGGACCCGCAGCGGAAGGGCGGCAUUGAAGGGUUUGCACCCGAUAAGCGGCCUGCUGUCGAUGGGGAACAGCGGGCGGCGCGCGAACUACGGCAUAAUCGGCCGAAGGAGGAGGAAAAUUAACUCCAACUUCUUUCAGACGAAUAAGGAGUUUAGCGAGUUUUUUGAGAACACCAGUGAUGAGUCGCAUCAGGCAGAGCAGGCGCAUCCACCGGAGCUGCGGCGGCAACAGGAGCUGCGGCGACAACCGGAGCAACCGCAUCAAUCAGAGCAGCCGCGGCAACUGGAGCAACCGCAUCAAUCAGAGCAGCCGCGGCAACUGGAGCAACCACAUCCACCGGAGCAGCCGCGACAACCGGAGCAACCGCGACAACCGCACCCAUCGCGUCAAGCUAGGCACCCCCGCCCUGUGAUGCGAAGCGAGACGCUAAACAACGACGCGAACUAUUUCAAAGUCUUAAAAAAAAUCAGGGGAGGAAACACAUUUAUUUGUAACCUAUACGAUAUUAAAAUAAGCAAGAGAGUACUUUACCACAAAAAAGACAUCAAGGAAUAUAUGAACACAAUAAAUUUUGUAAUCAGUGUCUUCUUAGCUACCAACAUCAAUAACUUGAAUAUGGAUACACUUAAUAAUAAUUACAUAUAUAUAAUAUCUAAAAUUAUUAAGAAAAAUUUCAAAUUUUAUUUUUUCUAUUUUUACUACAAUAUUUUUAAAAAGAAGGGAAAACGGUUUAAAAGUAUUUACAGUGUUAACUUGGACACCAUUAUGAAUAACUACUCCUUGGGGGGAAGCGGCACUGUGGGGGGAAGCGGCACUGUAGGGGGAAGCGGUACAUUGGGAAGAAGCAGCACCUUGGGAAGGAGCGGCACAUUGGGGAGAAGCGGCACAUUGGGGAGAAGCGGCACCUUGGGAAGAAGCGGCAACGUCUGCAAGCUUAGCAUUAAGAACAAAUACAUAUACGUACUGUACACACUGUCUACCAUCCUCUGUGUGUACAACUACAAGUACGCCUUUUUCAAUUAUUACUUUUUUGUUUUUUACAAAUUUGUGAAGAUGUUGGCUAAGAUGACUGCAAAGUCUAUAUUGGUGGGGAAUUACUUGGUGGAGCGCUGUGGGGGUGGUGUGGCUGUACCGGCGGAGCACAGCGAGUGCGCGGAGAAAGACGGCGUGGAGAAAGACGGCGCGGAGAAAGACGCCGCCGAGGGGACCGGGCGCGAUGAGGCACAGAAGCCGAGAGCACGGUGCAAACUGUCUCGCCUGAGCAAAACGGAGAGGAGCUUCCUCGAAAGCGACAUGCUCAUGAUUAAGCGUUACGUGAAUGACUACAUAAGAGAGAGCAACAUCCAAAUGCACAGAAACCUAUUUAGAAGCGACAUGCCGCAUAAGUACGUCCUGGACAGAUACACAACCCUUAUUAACAACACACUGUUGCUGCUGUUAUUCACGAAUUAUCUGUCCCUCACGUACCACAAUAUAAACCUCACAGGAAAUAAAAUAGCGCAGAGGAAGAUCAGCUUGCUCGAGAAGUACAAACACUACUUAAUGAAAAAAAUUAUGCAAAUAUACUUUUUAAAUAUCCCCUAUUUGUGUAACUAUUUGGUCGUCACGUUGGAGUUUUGUCUCCUCUUUAGUAGGACCCUUCUAACCAUAAAUUAUACCUCCUUCUCCCUGAUAAAGGAAAUGAAAGCCCUUUUCAGAAAUGGCUACAUGUAUCGCAUGGUGAAUUGCUUGAACGCUUUGCAGAACAUGAAGACUUUCUACCACCUCAGUUGUUACCGCAGCGCCAAUUUAUAUUUCCACAAUUAUAAGAAGGUGGCCGAUGAGAAGUUUGACUGCUUCGGGGGGGGGAGCCUAAGAGGUGUAGGAAGAGGCGGCAUCGGUAUCGCACGAAGCGGCAGUAGCGUCGCCGGGGGGCAGACCACCUUGGAGCGUCCCGCGCAGGACGACAGCGACGGUGACCUGAGCGAGUACAACGACUACAUCUACAAGGACGCAUUCAAAGAGGUGAAAGAAGUGCUAAAGAAAAAAACGAAGCAACACAUGAGGGACUACUUUGAGACAAACAUGAAGAAUAUCUUUUACCUGUUGGAUUGCUUCAAAGACAUAUCGAGCAUUUCCCUUUUUCUAAAUUCCUAUCUGCACGAAAAUGCAAAAAUUAGGGACAUAUACGAUAGUCUACAUAUGCACAGCAUGAAUAAUAUUUACUUGUAUAAUUUUAAAGCGCUCAAGAUAAAUUACCAUUUUUUAUGCAUCGUGUUUUUGUCCAUUGCUCAGAUUUUUAAUUUCACAUCGAACUUUUUCCACUCCUACAGCUAUUUAAUCGAUAUGUAUGCCAAGUACAAAUAUAGUUACUUCCUUUACGACUAUAGCUUGCGUAAUUUUUUUUCCUUUUUUAAUGUGUACAUGUUUGAGAUGAGAAGGUGUCGACAGAGGAAGAAGACUUUUUUCAAUUUGAGGAACCAGGUGAGUACCGUGUGUAUUAGUGACAUCUUUGAUUUUAACAAGCUUUUGCUCCAGAAGGGAUUUUUAUUUUUGUGUUUUUUUUUCCACAAUUUUGAGAACGUCCUUCCGGAUAUUUACUGUGUCAAUUGUGCGAAUAAGUAUUCUGUUGGCUGCUACGAUAGGAAUGCCCUCCCCGUGGAUUUGGCUCUUGUGCGCCACGGCAGGAGGGGGAAGACCCCUGUGAGGGGGGCAUCGAGGGGGCGCCCUGUGAGCGAAGUUGUUAGCGGCCCUGCCAGCGGAGUUACCAAUGCGCAGAGUCCCCCUGGAAAGAGGAACCCAAGAAAGGCCGCUAACCACGUAAGUGGCAAUGACGGGGAAGACUCCCCACAUGUUGAAAUGGAGCGGAGUGGAGAAAACGCCCCCCUUGUGAAGGACUCAAACAGAGAAGGGAAGAAAACCGAAGGAGGGUAUUUCGAUAUGUUUUACAAAAGAGAAUCGGAUAAGCAGAUGGCUGUUUUUUCAGCGGAUAAGCAGAUGGCUCUUUUUUCAGCGGAUAAGCAGAUGGCUCUUUUUUCAGCGGAGAAUGCAGAUGGCACAAGCCCCCUUGAGACUGACGUCAAUAUGCAGAGGGGCAUAAAAAUUGAUGACGAAGAAAUUAAUUUUGGAGUGAAGCCAACCGACGGACAUUUACAGGAGAUUGACGCACAGAAGGGGGAUCACUCCUCGGUGGAGAAUUUCACCCAGCAAGGGAAGAAGCUUCACAGUGAAGAUAGCCAUGUCACUCUGGAAGUGGCUCCCCCCAUGCGCACAAACGAAACAUCGCGACGAAGGAAAAAGGACUCCCAAACGGAAAUUGGGAAUGAGAGUAAGAGUGAGAGUGAGAACGAGGAGCAUAGUAGCACCAUUGGAAAGUACGCAGGAGGGAUUAUCUCCUAUUUUAAAAAUAAGGUGUCCAGAAUGGGCAACAAAAAGGGAGGAGGGGGGAAAGGACAGGUGAGGGAGAAAAAGGAACAUGGUUACUCCUUUGAUGACGAGUUGGUAGACGCAGAGGAACAUGCGAGGUGUAGUUCCUGCGGGGGGAACAGCGACUGGGGCGGGAGAACCCUGAUGAAAGCUUCCCGGACCUCCAAGAGGGGGGAGGACGACGCGAUUUAUGAGAGAGGAGAUGAGGAGAAUGGCCAGGAGGGCGGCAACGGCAACGAGGGUGAGGAGCGUGACCAUCAGGGUAGAGCCCAUCACCGCGGUCACGGCCAACAACGCCAACAGAGCCAACAGAGCCAACACCGCCUCCAGCGCGAUGACGACGAGCUGUGCUCACGGAAGGUGCGGGAGAAAGACGUGGAGCUUCUGAACGCGUACAAGUACCUGCUGACCUACCAGAAGGGAAACAAAAGGAGGCUUUACGAUUACCAAUUGAAGGAAGAGCUGAGGUGCAUGUGUAUAAACAAGUACAUCCACGUCUGCAACUUAAUAUAUAAUUGCCUCAUGUACAUGUACGAGCUCAAGUACAAAUAUAAGGACAUGAAAAAGAGUACGUUCUACCUCUUUACCUGCACACCGUUUAGAAGGAAAAAGGAAUUCAGCAGUAUCCAUAGCUCCAAGGUCAAAAACGAAAUAGUUAUUAACACGAGGCAUCUACUUAACCUUGACUUCAUCAUAAUGAGCACGCUGUACCUUGCGGAGAGCAUCUACAUCAACCUGUACAAGUGUAAGCUGUUCACAGAUAUGUGUAUCUUCAAUAAUAUAAAAUACGUGUGUUUGGAAAAUAGCGAGGCGAAGAAGAAGAAUAGUUACCAAAAUGGAGAUCCCAUUGUCCACUCGGGAAGUAAUCGCAAUAACGUCACAGCCGUUUCGGAGAGGAAGCAUAGAAGGGACGGGGAUAGAAGUGCCUACCGGUCGAAUUACGUGACGUAUCAGGUGAGUGCGAACGGGGGCAGCUCCUUGAGUACGCGCGAUGUGCCACAGGAGGAGGGCGAAGACUGCGGUCCGUGCAAAGCCAUCCGUGUGAAUUACGGCGGUGAGAAAAUGAAGCGGGGAGCGAGCAGACGGAGAAGCACCCCCGUCGAUGUGGCCGUGGCGAGCGGUACUGGGAAGAAGAAGCGAGUCGAAAUUGAGGCGCACGACAUGUGCAGCAGUGGUAGCGGCAAAGGCAACGACAGGGACAGCGGCAGGGACAUCGACAGCGACGGCGACAGCGACGGCGACAGCGACGGCGGCAGCGACAUCGACAGCGACAGCGGCAGCAGCAGUGACAUCAGCAGUGACAGCAGCAGCGACAUCAGCAGUGACAGCAGCACUGACAGCGGGGGGAGCAGAAAAACCAGCAGGGCAAAGAGGGAAAAAAACAAAGCCAGGAGCAGGAGGAAGAAGAAAGAAAAAAAAAGUGUGAGCAGGAUGACCUUCUUCCUGAAGAGAAGGAAAAAACACGAUGCUCAAAAAAGCGCCAGAAAUUUGCCCAUAAACAAGUACCUGUUUGCGGACAAAAACGUGUCGAAGAAAAGCUCCAAAAUUAAGGAGACUUCUAUUAACUACUUUCACAACUAUAAAAUUUUGUCGGAUAAUUACAAAGCCAAGUUGGCCAAAAUGAAGAAGAAAAAGAGAAAGAAGGAGAAGCAAAAGGAGAAGCAAAAGGAGAAGGGAAGAAAGAAGAAGGAAGGGAAAGAAAAAGGAGCCCCAAGUGAAGCAAUCAGAUCGAGUGGCAGUGCCCUUUACAACUAUGAUGGGAUUUACAGAAUUGACGAGGAUCAUGAGGAUGAGGAUAAGCCUAGUGGGAAGGCCAAAUGGAACUUGCGGAGUUUUUUCUUUGGACGGAAGAGGGGAGAUGGAGACCACCUUGCCCGUAGGAGCGCACACCACGAAAGGGGAAACAUUGAUGCUGCUUAUCGUGCGAGUGAGCCUGUCCAAAUCAACAACCUGUUCGUGAAGCAUAAAUCCAGGAGCAUCCAAAAUAGGGACAUGAAUCGUCUCCUCAAAAUGGAUCGACGCGACCUGGAAGAAGAAAACAUGGAUAGGAUAAAACACUUAUUCAUAACGUUUAACAAUAAUUACAAGGAGAAAAAAAUCACCACUUACAUUAGCAAUAUAUUUAGCUACACCUCGCUGCAUUCCAAUUUUAACGUCUUCUAUCGAAGGCAUUUUGAAAUCUUUGGUCAUAAAACAAAAGUGGGCAGAGGGUUGCUCAAGACACUGUACUCAUAUUACUACAGACAUAACAUAUCCACAUUUUACAAACUUUUUAAAAAAAUAGAAUACAUAUAUGUAUACUUAAAUUUGCAUUUUUACAAUUCCCUUUUUAAUGUGGACGUGAAGGAACUGAAUGAGGAUAUUAACAAGUAUUCCCUUUUCAUGGUUGUGAAAUAUAUCAAGAGACACCAACACAACAAUCCCAAACUGUAUUCUACCUUCAUACUAAAGGUGCUACAUUGUGUAAACAACAGAGUUCACAAAAUGGCCAACUUUCUAUGCAUGUACUUUUAUAAGGACCUGCUGAAUAUCCUGCAUCAGUAUUUGAUCCAAGUGAGCAUAAGUAAUAAAUUGACAAUUAACAAAUACAACUUAUUUUUGCUAAGAAAGAACAAGCUGACGUAUGUCCCCAUCUCGAAUAUUUUAUUUCUACAUUGUAAUCAGUUCAGCCUGAAUGAUAUCAUAAAAAUUCUGUACAGUCAUCCACAGUAUGGUCUCUUUCUAAGAACAGUAGCCAUUAUCAAUUUGCUGUACUGGUAUAAGAAGAGUACCAUUACGAAUUGUAUUUAUUUGCAGCUGUUUGAGUACUUGAAGGUAGAUCAAGGGAACCGAGUUUUUUUCUUCAUCAUUUUUUUCUCCUUCCAGUCUUUCCUUUUUCUCUACCAAUUCUUCCUAAAUUUGCACACUUAUAUUGAUGAUGAGUAUUUGGUUGACUUUGCCUCCUCCCCCCACGAGGGGAAGAAGCAGCACACAGUGGAGGAGCUGGCCGAUGGGGGACGCGAGGAAGAAACGCAAAUUGUGAGCACGUGGGGUGACAAGCAAAUUGUGAGCACGUGGGAUGACAAGCAAAUUGUGAGCACGUGGGAUGACAGACAAAUUGUGAGCACAUGGGAUGACAGACAAAUUGUGAGCACGUGGGAUGAACAACACAUGGACCACCAAUGCGUGCUCUUCAACACGGAGAUGUUUGCCCGCAGAACGAACCCUCUCAGAAACCUACUCAUGCUUCUCUUUCCAAAGAAGAGUAAAAAAAACCCCCCCACGGAAGGAAGAAGUGAUAAACAUGGGGACACUACAAAUGGUAGUAGCAAAAAUCAAAAAGGAAUUAACAUCAAUAAUUUUAUUUUUUUUAAGUAUCAAAGUUACGUGAAGAAGUCACAUAUUUUAUCGACAAAAUGCUUCCUCAUUAAAAAAUUAUUAAUCCAAAAUUUGGGUUACAAGAAUAGGAAGGCAUUGAUUGAGUCCUGUCGAUUUCAUAAUUAUAUUUUUUACAUAAGUCAGCGAGCAGCCCAGUUGGACAAGAAUAUUCAACAAGAUUUUGUAAAAAUGGAAGUUCGGAAUUUACUGAAUAGUAUGGAUGUGAAGAAGGUGAAGUUGCUCACCAGUAGCAAUUUGGUUUGGAGCGUAUCGGACGAGGUGAAGAUUCUCAUGUCCGCCACGAGGACUCCCGUUCUGUUGACCUUCCAAACGUGCAGGCGGACGCAACUUGUGAUGGAUACUCCCAUCAGCGGAACCACUGUUGGGAGUAUUCCAGGCUGUGAAGCAAAGGAGAUCAUGCUAACGGAUCAUGUGGGUAAUGAACGAACGCACCAUCGCAUGUGGUCCCUUCCCAAUGUUAAGAUAGCAAUUUCGAAUGGCGGCGCGGAUGGCGCUCCUUGGAAGAAGAACGAUCGAAGUCUGUUCGUUAGCGAAGGACACGUCCCGCUUGGAGGAAACACACACGAGGAAGCAACAAGGAGUGGUUCCAAAAAAAGGGCACAUUCUUAUUACUCAUCCAGCGAGGAACACAAGGGGAGAGUACGCAUGUACGAACAUACCAGCACCGAUUGUGUAGAGAAAAGCGGAAAGUUGCCAGAAAAAAACAUCGAAGGUAGCAGCAGUGGCACCCCCCUCCCUUCCCUACCCAAUGCCCUUUUGACCCCCCAAAAAACGAACCCAAAUUUCGAAGACAUUUCGUACAUAUACAAAGUUAAUGAUGAUGUUAGGCAAGACAAACUGGUCAUACAGAUUAUUCACAUUUUCACUCACAUCUUAAGUGACUAUAAAUCGUUUUAUAAUUUAUUUCCUUACAACAUCGUGACGAAUAAGUACAGCAACGUGCAAGCGAAGGGAGCGCAGGGGGACCACAAUGACAGGUGCGCCGCGAACGGGACAAGGACGAAGAAUGGGCGCAAAUUCUCCUUCUCCUUCCACCUCUUCAGGAAGAGGAACAAGGGGCCCACCGAGGGGGAAGCCAAAGGGGAAGUGAGCAAAAAAGAUCGCGCUGGAGGGAUCGCAAGUAAAAGGGACCCCUUCAAAGGGGAAGGGAGCACAAAUGACUGCUCUAAAAACGGUACCAACCCGCGAGGCAGUACCGACCGUGGUGAUGGAAACACCCCUCUGAAGGAAGAGCCACGCGCCCCAGUCAAACGCAGUGACUCUGGGAAUGAAGAGCAACAACAGAUGAAGCAUAGCAGGGAUGUCUCGCAAAAGGAGCACCUUGAGCGAAGCAUAAUUCCAUACGUACCCGAACACGUUAGCGGGAACUCCAAAAAGAGUAGAAAUAUCCAGCAAAAAAAAUUCGAAAAUUUCGGGGCAGUUAUUGAAGUGUUAGCAAAUACAAAAAGCAGACAUGAAAUAGGAAGAAGAUAUAAAAACAUAAUAAAGUUUUACCACCUGAAAUUUUCUCACAUCAACACGUAUAUCUAUGCUUUGAAAAAUUUUAUCUGCUCCUUGGCUGCGUACUCCCUUCUGUCCUUUGUAUUGCAAGUGAAGGACAGGCACAACGGCAACUUACUGUUCGACGAUUACGGAAAUAUUAUCCACAUUGACUUUGGUUACAUUUUGAAUAUUUACCCGGGCAUCUCCAUAAACUUCGAACUGGCUCCCUUUAAGUUAACGAGAGAAAUGAUAAUGCUCCUCACCAUGAAAAGUCAGAAGAAGCAGUAUUUUAUUUUUACCUACAUUCAGUUGGUUGUCAAGGGGUACCUGCUGCUGAGGGAAAAAAGCGACUGGCUGAUUUCGUCCAUUUUGAGUCUGUCCCACUCGGACAUCAACUGCUUUAAGUACAACACGGUGGAGAAGUUGAGGAAACGCCUCAAACUUGACAAAAGCGACAACGACGCCAGUAUUUUCAUGAUAAACAAAAUCCACCAGGCAUACAACAACAUAACGACGAUUAUGUACGACUAUAUUCAGAACAUCCAACAGGGGAUACAGUGA
This is a messenger RNA of Plasmodium cynomolgi strain B, 13764 nucleotides long. RefSeq names its product phosphatidylinositol 3- and 4-kinase. Gene Ontology annotation, cellular component: membrane; cytoplasm. The coding region runs from base 1 to 13764 and encodes 4587 amino acids. NCBI's taxonomy places the organism in Eukaryota, Apicomplexa, Aconoidasida, Haemosporida, Plasmodiidae. The transcript is spliced from 6 exons. Gene Ontology annotation, biological process: phosphatidylinositol-mediated signaling; phosphatidylinositol phosphate biosynthetic process. Gene Ontology annotation, molecular function: 1-phosphatidylinositol 4-kinase activity. The record is from RefSeq and is a predicted model, not a curated record.